Molecule: messenger RNA, 537 nt
Organism: Durusdinium trenchii
Lineage: Eukaryota; Dinophyceae; Suessiales; Symbiodiniaceae
Source: the annotation of a GenBank genome assembly
AUGGGUGCCACGCCUAAGCUAAAUGUUCGGGCUACGGCCAGCUCCACUUGGGCGAUUGUGGGUGUGAUUUUGCUUUUGUUGAAUGGCGUUAGACGAUGCGUCCCCGUGGCCUUGCAGCCCUUUACCCAAGGUUUAGGGCCUGCUGGUUGGUGUGCAUAUGUGCUGUCUGGUUUCUUCUUUAUCUAUGCAGAGGGCUACCGUGGAUUUCAGCAGAAGUUCUCUCCGUUGGUGGUGCGCCGAGCCCUGCUUCUUGACGGUCAACAACCGUUCCAUCGACAGGUGUUGGCGCCGGCAUAUGCAAUGGCCUUCUUUCAUGCGCACAAGAGACGCAAGGCUGUGUCGUGGGGCCUGAUCAUGGGCAUCAUGCUGAUUGUCGCCCUUGUCAAGCGCAUGCCAUAUCCAUACCGCGCUAUUCUGGAUGCUGGUGUGUGCGCAGGCCUCUCCUGGGGCAUGGGUGCCACUUUGUUCAUCUAUGCAAAGUCCAUUUCAACAGGAAAAGCACCGGACAUUGAUCCGUGCCUGCCUCAAGAGCCAUAG